UUCUUUCCGGCAUGUGUUAAAAUGCCACUAAUACUAGUUAAUCCCGGCAUUAAUAGCAAUGCCGGAAAAUAUUAUCUUCAAACGGCAUUAGUUGUAAAAUGCCGGAAAAAAUUACUCAAAAACGGCAUUAUUUUAGAAAAUGCCGUUUUUAGUUUCCAUGGGCGGCAAUUAAUUACCACGAACGGCGCGCAAUUUAUUUUUUCCUCCUAAAACGACGUCGCGUAGUUACACUGUGAAGUACUUCUCGUACUUUUUUCCUCCUAAUUUUUCCUUUUUCCCUCUUUAUCUUUUCCUUUUCCAUCUCUCGUCCUCACUCCAAACCCACUCACUCUGGCAAACGAAAAUCCCCCAAAUUAAAACCCAAAAAACGGAAGCCCCCGAUCAAAAUGGAAAAACUUGGUGAUCGCUCUCUCUGCAAACUAAAAUCCCCAUCUUCACUGGUCUUUGCAUGAUAUCUCACGGUUCUCACCAUCGCAGGAUCUUCAUUCUCAGCUGAAGGAACUAAUUCCCAAACGACAGAUGGCUAAGGAUGAGAAAAUAGUUUUCAAGCCUGGAGAAUUGGCCCAAGAGACGAGAAACUACUUGGAAAAAAGAAAUAAGUUAAUUAAAGAGAACUAUGUAAAGAUUGAAGCUCUGGGGUGUAAGCAAUUGGCAAAUCUGUUUUUAAAGAAAAGUACAACUGUUGGAAAGAGAAGAAACAAGAUAGAUUGUGCUGUUAAUGAUGACGUAGAUUGGCAACCGGGAGGCGGUGAGGAUGGGAGUAGUUCUUGCUUCGAAGAUGAUGAAUGUUCCUUGGAAGAUGAAGAAUGUUCUGGGGCUCGGUUGAGUAAGGUGGCUACUACAAGAAAGCGUGUACAAUUGCCAGCUGGACCAAUGAGUGAUGUAUUGUAGCCUUUGCCUACCAUUAAUCAAGACCAACAUGAAAAUCAGCCGGUACAAUUGCAAGUGCAGCCGCAAGUGCAAGCAAAGCGAGUGCGAUGUCGGGCUGCACCUGCGAGUACUAUAUUGCAGUCUUUGCCUACCAUUAGUCAAGACCAGCAUGGAAAUCAACCACCACCAAACUAUCAUGAGUUCCAAUCCCCAUCUGAUGAAGUGGCAGGUCACAUAAAUGAGAGAGCCGUGGAGCUAGAAUCACAUCAACAUUCUAUGAGCAGUCACACUACUCCAAACUUGCACUCACUGGAACAAAGCAAUGAAGGGUCAAGAACUUCAGUCGGAGCAGGAAAAUACAACCGCACUAGAUGUUUAUAAGCAUAAUUGUCUGAUGUCCGUUGGAAAGAAAUGGAAGGAUUGGAAAGAUGAGCUUAAAAGAACUACCUAUAACUUAUAUGAUAAUGAUGAAGACCGUUUGGCGAAUUGUCCGAAUAGGGUCGAUCCUGAUCAAUGGAGAGUUCUUGUGCAAUUUUGGGGUACUAAAACAGCCAAGAGACGUAGUAAAACCAACCGUAAAAGCAGACACGAACAGAAAAUGGGACACACAAGUGGGAGGAAAGGCCAUUGUCGUGUAAGGGAUGAGUUGACACAGAUUAAGGAUGGAGUAGUAGUAGAGCCCGAUCACAUACAGGUAUUCAUUAAGACUCAUACGAAGAAAGAUGGACAACCAGUUGAUGAACCAUCAGCUUUGGCCAUACGUCGUCUUAAUGAGGGAGCCUCUCAGAUUCCUGAGUCUUCAGAGUCGCCUGCUUUACGGGAGGAGUUAUUCACUAACGUACUAAAACUAGAUAGGAAUGGACGUGUGCGUACCUAUGGCCUGGGUCCAUGUUCGAGUCAAGUGUUUGGGACCAGAUAUACCCGAUCUCAGGAGCAGCGUGUUAAGGAUCGGUUGCGUGCGGAGUUGGGUGCAGAGUUGCGACAAGAGGUGCUAAGAGACGUAAAUGAUGAAAUCACUCAAUUGAAGAACCAAUAUGCAACCGUGGCAGCUUAUAUGAAAAGUGCAGGACAUCCUUUGCCUCCACCAAAUGGAGCUGGAAAUGGAGAUAGAGAUCACACACCGUCACUAAUGGAGCACAAUGGAUAGGUAAAUUGUGGUUUCAUGGUACUUUUUGAGGCAAUGAGAAUAGAGUUGGCCAUUUUAUUGAUUGAAAAUACACCUGCCUCUCAUAUUGAUUGAUCUGUGUUGUUGCCAAAAUAUAUAGCUUGAGCCCAAAUAAGUAUGCCUUGUGGUCUCUGAAAGGAGCCUAUAAAUUGGUUGCUCAAAUACAUGUUUAAGUAGGUAUGCAUUAGACAUAACAAGAACCGAAUAGCAAGAAUACCAAAGAAACUUGCUAACUGAACCUGCUAGCGACACAACCUGCACACGCAAUCACAUCUACACUAUCACAACUUCACCCGAUAUCAUGUGCCAUGAUGCAAUGGAGCAUGACUUCCUCCAGCACCUGAAAUAAUUCUGCUGUACAAGACCGCCAAACAAUUGCAUAGCCAGCUAUUUGCACAUUUCCAUCUUGACACCUUGCAAUGCCAUUACCUCCCUUCUUUUGAUUUUCUUUUUUGACAAUAUUGAAGUCACCAAAGAGAAACCAAGGUUUAUUAUCAGCAGUGGAGGAAGAAAUAGAGUUUAGUCCAGACCAGAGCUGCCCUCUUUGAUCUCUUGCAUUAGAACAAUAGACAACAGUAGCAGUAAAGUUAAUUCUGAGCUGCUUAUGGGACACUUUUGCAGACUUGCAGUACAACUUGCACAUACGAAACAUCGUCAUUCCAAAGCAGAAUGAUUCUAGCUAUUCCAUCAGCAAGAUGAUUACCAAAAGACCUCAGAGAGUCAGAGAUGCUACGGAGAACAUUUUGAAAAUUAACCUGUCGAAUUUUAGCCUCCAAUAGACCAAUAAAAUCUGCUUUAUUUUGGGUUGAUUAGGUGACAUUUUGCUGCUUAUAAGGGUUAUUUAGAAGAGGGAGUAGCCAGCUUUGAUGGAGGGGCGGCAAUAGAUGGCAGGGUAACCAACUCAGUGAGAGCAGGUAAGCGAUGUUCAAGAGGCUCCCUCAGUCAUUUGUGCAGUAGCUUGAAUAUUGACCUCAACAGGUGCCAAAGGGGCAUCUUUAGGUCUCCAUUCUUGUCUAGGAGCUUUCAUGCAGCUAGCACCAAGCAUUUUUAUGACCAAAAGAGUUGUAUAGUUUUCACACAUGCGGGAGCCAUUUAUACUCAAAUUUUUCUGACGGUUCUUAAACCCAUCAGGCCCUACAAUUUCCAUUGACGUAGGAAAAAAGGAAAGAGGAGUUACCUCUACAAAUAGGAGUACGAGCAUAUGCAAACCUUUUCUUUUCUGCUGUCAUGUUAUCUGGAAACAAGGGAGUCCCAAUCAAUGUUAGUUGAUUAAUCAAACUGGUUAGUUAGUGAAUGUAUAUCUAUCUGUAGCCAUUGUCUAUGUAAUCCUUCCAUUACCUGUAGCCAUUAUCUGUACCCAUUAUUUGGAAACAAAGGAGUCCCAAUCAAUGUUAGUUGAUUAAUCAAACUGGUUAGUUAGUGAAUGCAUAUCUUUUCUUAUCUACAGCCAUUAUCUUCGCCAAACAAUGGCAGUCUAGUGAUUGAUCACAAAUAAUAAGGAACCAGCAAGACACAAGCUCCCCUACUGCUACCGAGUUUAUAGUCCAGAUGACUCUGUGAAAUGAUAGAAAAUUGAAGGAAAACCCUUGCCAUUAUAGGUGCUAACCAGCCAAAGACCCCCUUGGAUACUCACCUCCCACUCUUCUUUUUUCACAUUACAAGGAAUUUAGGGGUCCACCUUCUCCCUCCAAUAUUCCUCACCAGAUUACCCCACUAAAUAUUACAUCCACUCUUAAAAGAGGGUUGGGGAUCAAUCACACAGUUCACGGGAAGACACACUCACACUAUUUGAAACUAUACCUAAUGGAAUCAAUCACACAUCUCCACGACGAGCAGAUUGUAAAUUGUCUUAACGUAAUGGAAGAGUGAUAAGAUAACUUCCUGAUAAUAGGAGUACUAGAGGUUGUGACAUGAGCACCACAACACCGCCUGCUUGCUGAACCUGCUUACCGACUCGGCCAACUGCACAAUCUUGAACCUGCUUGCUUGUACAUAGGAGUAAUAGAAGGAACUCCACCUCAGUUCAGGACCCUUCUUAUGCCCCAUGACCUGCUCUACGAUCUACUGGGAUAGAAGUAAUGGCAGCAACCUGAACAAUCUGCUAUCUUGAACCUGCUUACUGAAAAUUGAUAAGAAGUGGACACACCAAGAUAAAUCAUUAAGCGUAGAUCAACAAAAUAAUAUGCAUUUGAAAGGUUCCAUUCAUUUACAAACCAGCUAGAUUGUGCUCCUUGUGGAAGCUUGGAAAGAGAUAAAUUGGACUUGGGUCAACCCAAUGUUGAUUAGAACUUGAAAAUUAUAGAUUGGAUUUGGGUGUCGAUGGCUUUGUUCCAUUUUAUUUAGAAUUCAAUGUGUCCCUUUUUGUGUCCGUAUCCGUAUCCGUUUUUGUUCUACGUAGAUAAUUGGAGUUGAAUUUUGUUGGUCAUGAGUAAAACAUACGAAUAAUUGCAGUUUACAGCAGUUUUUUUUGGCAAUUUUAGACCAAUUUUUGGGCAGUUUUUUUAGUAGUUUCUUGAAGUGCAUGGUAUUGAACUGAGCAAUAUUUGACCACUUUUAUAGCAUUUGAAGUGCUGACUUUUUUUCCAGUUGUUGCAUGUUGAAUCUUUGUGGAAGUGUUGUCUUUUUCUUUUCCAGUUCUUGCAGUUUGAAUCUCAGUCAUCGAUAGGCUUGGUAAUGCAGAUUUAGUGCUCUUUUAGUCCAGAUUUAAGUCCAAUUGUAGUGCAAUGGGUAGUUGGAGUUGCAUUCCUUUGUUUUUGGUUUAUAAGAUUACUGGGUUGUGAAUUGAUAUGUGCUUAGUUAUUUUUGUUUUCAAUCAAACUUGUAUCAAUUGUUAAGUGCAAAGAAACAGUAGGUUUAGAAAUUUAUUGAGGAAAGAUUUGUGGAAGACAUAAAAUGUGUUGGCUGAUCAGAAGGCAUGGCCUUUAUUGAGGAAAGAUUUGUGGAGGAGCUACUUUAGCUGUAGAACUAUCUGAUAUGCAAGAUGUUUAUACCAACAUAGUAAGGAAGGGAAACACAACUUGGGUAAGAUGCCUAUAUAGCUACUAAUAUUUGAUUGACCUGAAGGCCCUACUGUGACCCAAAUUGAGAUCUAUUAAUCUAGGUGGGUACAUAAUAGUGAUCCGAACGGGUUAAAACUUUUCGGUGGUGUGCUGACAAUAUGAAUGAUUGAAACACGUUUGUCUGAAAUUUCCAGCCAAGUGUGUAUCACAUUGCCGUCAAUGUCUGAUAGUCUUUUGUAUGUUUGAAUAAUUCUAUUUAGAUUAUGUUUUCAAGCUCGAGACUUGCCAGCCUUCCGUUCAUAUUAAGCCUCUUUCUCUGCCAUAAGAUGCACUCAUUUUGGCUUCCCAGAAGUUGAUUUGUUUCAAACUCACUAGUUUCUUUAAAAGACUUGACUGUCUCUUGAAUUCUGGGUGCAUGCAAGGUGGCCAUGGUAAUUUGAGUCUAAGCAAGUGAAUGGCUUUCCUGGUCUAUUUCCAUUGCCCUAUGGUAAAGGUGCAUACCCCUCUUCCGUUAGUUGUUGAAAUGUCUUACGUAAGUGAAAGCGUGGUUACGGGUUUCUUUUUCUAUUCCCAUCGAAUCGUACAUCUCUUUUUGUUUGCUAUCUUUACUAUAUUUGUUUUUCUUAGACACGGUGUAGAUAGAUAUUCUAGGACACGUUGGAUACCCAUUUUACAUUUGACACGACCACGUUGGCUUGUUGGUGCUUCAAUCACAAAUGGUUGAGUUUAGUUUCUUGCAUUUAUCCAUUAUACUAGGAUAUGUUUGAUGCUUGUGUCCUUUAUCUUUAAACUUACUGAUUGUGUAGGAUGUCGUGGACUAUAUAGAUACCCACACACCUCUGUAUAAACGUGUAAUUGUUUCUUGUAUUAGCAGGUUGCUAGGAUGUAGAUCGACGGACAUGGAAGACAUGCAAUAGGAAUGACGGGAAGACAUGUUUCUAGUAUUUGCAGGUUGUAAUUGUUUCUAGAAAACUGUUUUUGUUUUGGAGUUUGCAACUGGCCAAAAGCAUAUUUUGGGUCUUUGUGUUAUUUUGGUUAGUAUGAUCUUUUAUUUUUGGAGAUACACAUGCAAUUGAAACUUAUAUUUUGACGCUC
Messenger RNA from Rhododendron vialii, 6129 nucleotides. RefSeq lists its product as uncharacterized. The coding region runs from base 1193 to 2017 and encodes 274 amino acids. The transcript has 9 exons. NCBI's taxonomy places the organism in Eukaryota, Viridiplantae, Streptophyta, Magnoliopsida, Ericales, Ericaceae. The record is from RefSeq and is a predicted model, not a curated record.